UGCCCUUAUACCAUUUAACACUCUGGGUCCACCCUCAAGACACUGGGCUGCGGGUCAAGCGAGCCACCACUGCUCUUCCAAGUAUCACUUUGACAGGUUCUUCUGGAGGAGAUCCUUCUUUUUUUAACCCAUCCUUUUAAACAAAAUGGCACCAAAGAAAGAUGUGAAGAAGCCUGCUGCUGCUGCUGCUGCUACCCCGGCCCCUGCCCCAGCCCCAGCCCCUGCCCCAGCCAAACCUAAGGAAGAAAAAAUUGACCUCUCUGCUAUUAAGAUCGAGUUUUCUAAGGAACAACAAGAGGAGUUCAAGGAGGCAUUUCUCCUGUUUGACAGAACAGGAGAAUCCAAGAUCACCUUAAGCCAGGUCGGUGAUGUCCUCCGGGCUCUGGGCACAAACCCCACCAAUGCAGAAGUCAAGAAGGUUCUCGGGAACCCUAGUAAUGAAGAGCUGAAUGCUAAGAAAAUCGAGUUUGAACAAUUUCUGCCCAUGAUGCAAGCUAUUUCCAACAACAAGGACCAGGGAAGCUAUGAAGAUUUUGUUGAGGGUCUGCGUGUCUUCGACAAGGAGGGCAAUGGUACAGUGAUGGGUGCUGAACUACGCCAUGUUCUAGCUACCCUGGGUGAAAAGAUGAAAGAGGAAGAAGUGGAAGCCCUGAUGGCAGGCCAGGAAGACUCCAAUGGCUGCAUUAACUAUGAGGCUUUCGUCAAACACAUCAUGUCUAUCUAAAUGGAGCUCUUAAGAAUAUUCACUGUUUAGGAAGACUGGCUGAUAUGUUAUUUCAAGAACACCCAUGACUAACUGUCUAGAAAUAUUUACCAUUACUCAGAAGAUCAAAACAAUCUGGACCAUUCUAGAAUGAAGGACUCCCUGAAUUUUUAUGUCUUAAGUUUUUCUCCGAGAUGUACUCUCUGAGCUGCUCUGGGGAAAAACAACUAAAUGUUGACAAUCUCGAAUCUAAGCACCACCUUUAUUGCCUACAUGGGUCAAAAUUAUCCUUAAAAACACAUCAAUAAACAAUCUUGGUCAGUCUGAAAUA
Molecule: messenger RNA, 1034 nt
Organism: Nannospalax galili (Upper Galilee mountains blind mole rat)
Lineage: Eukaryota; Metazoa; Chordata; Mammalia; Rodentia; Spalacidae
Gene: Myl1
Product: myosin light chain 1
Exons: 7
Coding region: 146-724 (192 amino acids)
Cellular component (GO): myosin II complex; contractile muscle fiber
Molecular function (GO): calcium ion binding
Source: RefSeq, a predicted model, not a curated record